This is a messenger RNA of Bombus pascuorum, 1058 nucleotides long. RefSeq lists its product as uncharacterized. NCBI's taxonomy places the organism in Eukaryota, Metazoa, Arthropoda, Insecta, Hymenoptera, Apidae. The record is from RefSeq and is a predicted model, not a curated record. Bases 384 to 947 code for a protein of 187 amino acids. The transcript is spliced from 3 exons.
GCAAUAUUUGUUCAAAUGUGAAAUAUUUAAUAACGAUACAGCAUACAACUAUAUAAGCGAUAUAUAUAGGAACGAGACGUUCGUGAUACAUAAAUACGCCGGUUACGAAGUAAUAUAUAUAUAUAUAAUAUGAAGUUGUACAAUUUCCUUGCUGAAAAGUUGACUUUUGUUUUUACUGAUUUGAAACUGCUUCAAGUAGAAAAACUAGUAUAUGACAGAAAUGUCUUGCACAAGAUCGCAAUAAUAAUUUGCGCUGUAUUCGUUCGUAAAGUUUAACUACACGCGUUCAAACGCAUCGAAAAAAAUCAUAUAAUUCGUGUUCAUAUGAUAAAAAUUUAUUAAAAGAUCCUGAAUUAUAGAUAAUUGCAUAGCAAAAAAACAAUAUGUCGUAUAUAAACGAGCAAAAUCAGGGAAGCAAAUAUGGGCAACUUGCUAAAAAAUUAUUAAAGAUAGCUUCAAUAUCUGGUAGGAAGGUUGCACUCCGUCAUGUUGGUGAACCUAUCGAUUAUUCUACUGAAUUGUUGCACGAAUUUGGUACUACGGAUAUAACAAUUGGAGACGUUACAGCAGAUGUUAUGAUAACAACAAUGGGUAAAAUUCCAAAUGAAAUGUUUUACUUAGAGGAUACAGUUGCUACCGUAGUUCCACAAAGAAUACAAGAAACAUCUACAUUUGCAAAAGCUAUUGUGGCAACGCAAGGAUAUUAUCGACCAACAGAGUCCUCCAGCCAUUCGCCGGUUUUAAUUGCUUUAUUAACCGCUCUUUUUGUAAUAUUGUUAUUAUGCUGUAUUACAGCAUGUAUCGUAACUAAGUCGAAGAGGAGAAAUAAUUUCUUUGGGAAGGGAAACAUGGAGUGCGAACCAGGAUGUACAGGACUGAAUCAGCCCCUGCUAGGAAAACUUUCAACCACUACGAAUAAAACCAGCAUUAGCUCUUUGAGAAAUUAAAACUGAUUUUGACACUAACUUGCAUAAAACUAGCAAUAACUUUUUAUCGAGUAAAACACGGUCCUGAGGAAUUAUUAACGUGCGACGUAGAAAUGUAAUACAAGCUGAUUA